AUGGCCUGGAGGCUGUUGCUCAUCUUUAUCAUGGUCCAUUCAGGAUCUUGUGCUCUCUGGGUGACCCAGCCCCCUGAGAUUCAGACCCAGGAGGGAACCUCCAUCUCCCUGCCCUGCUCCUUCAAUGCCAGCAGAGGGAGCCUGGCCAUUGGCUCAGUCAUGUGGUACCGGGACAAGGUGGCCCCAGGGAAGGAAGUGAGGAAUGGAACCCCUGAGUUCCAGGGCCGUCUGGCCCCCCUGAACCCUACACACUUCCUCCACAACCACCAGGCUGAGCUGCACAUUCGGGACACACAAGUCCAUGACACUGGAGUCUACCUGUGCAGGGUGGAGGUAUUGGGCCUGGGCACUGGCACAGGGAAUGGCACUCGGCUGGUGGUAGAGAAAGGAUCCUCUCAGCAAAAGGCCAGCACCAUCCUUCUCCUCCUCCGGGCUGCGUUCUAUGCCUUCAGCUUUCUCUCUGUGGCCAUAGGGAGCACCAUCUAUUACCAGGGCAAAUGUAAGUAA
Molecule: messenger RNA, 507 nt
Organism: Elephantulus edwardii (Cape elephant shrew)
Lineage: Eukaryota; Metazoa; Chordata; Mammalia; Macroscelidea; Macroscelididae
Gene: NCR3
Product: natural cytotoxicity triggering receptor 3
Exons: 3
Coding region: 1-507 (168 amino acids)
Biological process (GO): immune response-activating cell surface receptor signaling pathway; natural killer cell activation; positive regulation of natural killer cell mediated cytotoxicity
Source: RefSeq, a predicted model, not a curated record